Molecule: messenger RNA, 2476 nt
Organism: Dunckerocampus dactyliophorus (ringed pipefish)
Lineage: Eukaryota; Metazoa; Chordata; Actinopteri; Syngnathiformes; Syngnathidae
Gene: tm6sf2a
Product: transmembrane 6 superfamily member 2a
Exons: 10
Coding region: 147-1277 (376 amino acids)
Biological process (GO): lipid homeostasis; regulation of lipid metabolic process
Cellular component (GO): endoplasmic reticulum-Golgi intermediate compartment membrane; endoplasmic reticulum membrane
Source: RefSeq, a predicted model, not a curated record
AAAUCAUCAUCUGCACCACUGGGCAGGACACCGGUGGGACGGAGCAUGUGUCCCUUCACCGCUGCAGGACUUUAGCUGGAGAUAUAUUUGUGUCUGGAUUUUUUGUGUGCUUCCAAAUAGCAGGAGGGCUCGCCGAAGUGUGGACCAUGAGGCUACCUGUGGAAGUGUGCGUGUUCCUCAUCUCCCUGCAGGCGCCUGCUGUUUUGUACGCCAUGAACAACAUCCCCGCUCUUCAGGAGCCUUUGGCCAUCCUGGGAACGGGAGCGGUCGUCCUGGGGACUGUUCUUCUUCUCCUCUUCCUCACUGUGCAACAUAAGCAGACGGUGGAUCCUUUAUUUUAUGUGUUUGCAGAGUUUUCCUUCACUUGCUUGGCGGGUCUGACGAAUGCCCUGGAGCAGGAAGGCUUUAUAUCAGGCUUCAUGGGCUUCUACAUCAAGAUGGGUGAGCCUCAUCUGAGUACUGCCUAUGCUGUGAUGAUGUCAUACUGGGAAGGCGUGGUUCACUUGGUCCUUAUCCUCACCAUCAUUCACCGCAUGUUCACAGGGAAGUCCUACCGCAGUCUAGCUGUGCUGUGGGCGGGAUCCUCCAUCAGCCAUCAACUUGUUCACAUCCCUGGAGUGGUCGUAGGUAAAUACGGAUCUAAUAUUCGUCCAGCUUUUUGGAGGAACGCACCCUUUUUUCUAGCACCUUUUUGGGCAGCUUCCGUCCUUUUUAGCAGGCCCAGUGAGAUGCCAAUCAUCACAGCAGACAAGAUUGUAGCAGAGCAAAGGAAAGGUCUCCUGUCUCGACCUAUUGACCUCCAGCUCGCAGUGUUGCUACUCGGAAUCGUGGCCUUCUCUCUUUUUAGAGGCUUUGUGGUGCUGGACUGUCCCCUAGACUCCUGCUUCACUUACAUUUAUCAGUAUGAACCUUACCUCAAAGAUCCAGUCGGCUUCCCCAGGAUCAUGAUGCUGGUCUAUUUGUUCUAUGCUGUGCCCCUGCUGAUAGUUCUCAUCUACGGUCUAAGAACACCAGGCUGCAGCUGGAUGCUGGACUGGUCUCUCUUCUUUGCCGGAGCCACAUCCCAGGCCCAGUGGUGCCACAUUGGAGCAUCUCUGCACUCCCGCACCUCCUUCACAUACCGAGUCCCAGCAGACAAAUUGGGGUCGGUUAUCACCCUCAAUGUGCUGCUUGCCGUCAUUCCGGCUCUGCUGGCAAUGCGCUGCCACACCAAUCCUUCUUAUUUCAUGAAAGCCGUUCCCAGAGGACAGAGCAAUGGCGAGAAGAAGACAAACUAGACCACCAAGAGCAGCCUAAAGGGUUCUCCGCAGGUGCUCCCUUUGUCAAGACUAAUGUCUCAUGGAAACCUGGAGGAAAGCCGCAAAUGUUUUUUUUUUUUUUUUUUCGUGAGUGAGUCACCUUGUGCAGCACUCCCUGCAUGGACUGCUGGACCCUGAUAAGAAGGCCCUUGGCGGGGGUUAGGACUGUGAUCAGAUAGCGCAUCUUUCAGGUGACCCAUGCAAACAUCCACUUCGCAGAUCUUAAAUGACCCAGCAGUUGAUUGCUUUGUCUCCAUACAGUGCAUCUGAAUAACUGAAUAGCUUUAAUUCAGUGCUGAGAUGUAAGCGACUCAUUAUCCCAACUGUUUCAUCAGCUUUUUAUACUGAACAAUAAAAGGUGAAUAACAUUACCACACACUCCACCCGUGAGCUGGUUAGUUCCCUCUGGUUCAGCAUUAACACACUAACACUGCUUUGACUGGACUUGAACUUUCACCCCCUGAUGAUGUCAUGCAUUACUGAUAAGAGGUGAACCCUGGAUAGAAGUGCACUGUGACACUCAACAAGCAGUCACAUGACAUGUCAUGCAUCGUUUUUGUGUGUGUUACGUUCGGUGUUGCAUGUUUAAUUGCUGCAAUUUUUCAAAUGGUCUUAAAAUGUUGAUGAGGAGUUUCCUCAUACAGUAACACCCGUGUACGAAUUAGACAAUAACAACACAAUAGAUGACACAAUACUGUAGUAAAUGAUGUACAAUUUUCUCUUUAUUAAGAAUGAAACACAACAGCGGGACGAAAAAGUCAUAAGAACACCAACAAAGGCAGAAGACUUCGAAUAUCAAAGACAAAAAAAAAAAAAACCUAACAAAACUUGGCACAUUCUAGUAAAUAUAGCCAUGCAAUGAAUGACUGGAAGUAGUUUGAAGCAAUUUAGGUACAAUGAAGUGGAGUGAAAUAAUCCUGCCCACAUUAUCAAUCGGUCAAGCUGUCAAUGACACUCGGAGAGUGCUUGAGGAGCUCUAUCUGACUGGACAAGGUCCAGCUAUUUAUUGAUUCCACAUCAUCCAGUAAACACCACAAUAUGUACAACACUCAGAUAAGAGACCGAUUCAUGUUCCGGGCUGAUUGUAUGCAGAACUUGGGUUAGAAAAAAGAAGUGGGAAAAAACCCAAACAUAAGCGUAUCUUCACUAGUAAUAAAUAGAACAUGACACAAAAGCGA